CUCCACUCUCAGCCGCCAGAGCUCUAAGCGCACGCUGCGCCCCUCUCGCACGCCUCUCCGCCCAUCAUGCAGGGUUUCAACAUGGGCCGGUACUACCCACCCGACGCCAGCAACCCGCCCGCCUUCAACUCCAACUCGCAUCCUCUCGGUCAACGCGCGAACAAAAUAUCCCAGGGCAUACUCACUGUCCGCUUCGAGCUGCCCUUCGCCGUGUGGUGCAACCACUGCACCCCACCUGCUAUCAUAGGCCAGGGCGUACGCUUCAACGCCGAGAAGAAGAAAGUAGGCAACUACUACUCGACACCGAUUUGGAGUUUUCGCAUGAAACAUAGUGCGUGUGGGGAGUGGUGGGAGAUUCGGACAGACCCGCAGAAGAGCGAGUAUGUCGUUGUGGACGGGGCGCGGCGGAGAGACUAUGGGCCAGAGAACGGGGGCGCAGAAGCAGAGGGCGACCUUAAGUUCUUGACGGAAGAAGAGAGGGAAAAGAGGAGGAAUGAUGCGUUUGCCAAUCUAGAGGGCAAGAUGGAGGAGAAAGGACUGGAGAGGAAGAAUAAAGAGAGGGUGGAGGAGUUGUAUGAUAAAUCUGAAGUCUGGCGCGACCCGUAUGACGUGAAUGCUCGCCUGAGAAGAGACUUCCGUGUGAAGCGCAAGGUUUUGAAGAAGGAAGAGAGGCAUAAGGAGGGCAUGCAGGAUAAGUUUAGUUUGGGCAUUGAUAUUGCGGAUGAGACGGAUGCAGAUCGAGUGCGUGCAGGUCUGAUAGAGUUCGGUGCCGGCGCAGCAGAUACGAUGGACAGCGAACAUACACGCUGGAAACCACUCUUCGCCAGCGACGAGAAGGCUGAGAAAGGCGUCGAGACCACUCCGAAGACAAAGAAGCUCAAGGCGGAGGCAGCGGCGCAGAAGAGUCGGCACACACUCCAGAAAACGCUACUCAACAACACAAGAGCGACGAUCGAUCCUUUCCUUUCCAACGACGUUGGCAUGCCAUCAAGAGUUAGCUUUGGUGUCCUCAAAAGAAAGAGGGGUGUCCAAGAAAGUGCUGAGCUCGAAGAGCAUAAAACUGUGGCUCUUCCGCCAGUCGACGAGACCCCUAAAAGCAAGCCGGCAGCAAAUCUAGCACUAGUCGACUACGACUCGGAUUAACAGGCUAUGCGAAAUUUCUAUUAAUAUCGACGAAAUACGGCGUUAUCAAUGGGAUGUAAUGAGGGUGGGACAUAUGCAUUUAUGGCGUUUGGAACUAUAGCAAAAGAUACCCCAGUGCUUGCACAGACAUUUAUAUCAUUAAGUCAUAAGAAUUCAUUAUAAUGAAACAAGAAAAAU
Messenger RNA from Cucurbitaria berberidis CBS 394.84, 1320 nucleotides. RefSeq names its product DUF572-domain-containing protein. Gene Ontology annotation, biological process: mRNA splicing, via spliceosome. Bases 82 to 1143 code for a protein of 353 amino acids. Gene Ontology annotation, cellular component: U2-type spliceosomal complex; post-mRNA release spliceosomal complex. Lineage: Eukaryota; Fungi; Ascomycota; Dothideomycetes; Pleosporales; Cucurbitariaceae. The transcript has a single exon. The record is from RefSeq and is a predicted model, not a curated record.